CAGCACGUCGGCGAGCAGUACGACUGAGAGCAGCACCACGGGUAUGACGAUAAGACCAGUACCAGCGGCACCACUACGCCCAGCACGUCGGCGAGCAGUACGAGCGAGAGCAGCAACGCGAGGAUGACGAGUGCGACCAGUACCAGUGGCCCCACUACGCCCAGCACGGCGGCGAGCAGUACAACCGAGAGCAGCACCACGAGUAUGACGAGUACCACCAGUACCAGCGUCACCACUACGCCCAGCACGUCGGCGAGCAGUACGACUGAGAGCAGCACCACGGGUAUGACGAGUAAGGCCAGUACCAGCGGCACCACUACGCCCAGCGCUUUGGCGAGCAGUACGACCGAGAGCAGCACCACAAGUGUGACGAGUAAGACCUGCACCAGCGGCACCACUACGCCAAGCACGUCGGCAAGCAGUACGACCGAGAGCACACCACGAGUGUGUCGAGCGCGACCGAGACCAGCAGCGCCACUACGCCUAGCACGUCGGCGAGCAGUACGACCGAGAGCAUCUCCACGAGUGUGACGAGCACAACCGAGACCAGCAGCAUCACUGCGUCCAGCCUGUCGGCGAGCAGAACCACUGACAACAGCAUCACUUUCGGGACGAGCACAACCGAUACCAACAGCACCGCCCUGCCCAGCCGCGUCGGCGAGCAGUACGCCCGAGGGCAGCACCACGAGUGUGGAGAGCACGACCGGUACCAGCAGCACCGCCACGCCCAGCGCGUCGUCGAGCACUAUGACCGAGAGCAGCACCAUGAGGGUGACGAGACCACCACAACCACGACCACCCCGACAUCGACGACGACUAACGCAACGCCCACGACCAACACGACCACGACCACCGCUAAGACCACGACGACCACCACCACGACCACGACACCUGGACCACCACGACCAGCACCGAGAUUACGCAACGCACGACCAUUGCCGACGCCACGACCUCGACCUCGACAACGACGAUUCGAUCACGACAAUGACGACCACCACCACGGUCACCACUGACCGACACCAGCGUGACAUUCUGAC
Molecule: messenger RNA, 1037 nt
Organism: Prorocentrum cordatum
Lineage: Eukaryota; Dinophyceae; Prorocentrales; Prorocentraceae
Source: the annotation of a GenBank genome assembly